CUUUUUCAUCAUCCUUUCCUAUCAAUGGAUUCUGACGAAUACGAUUCAAGCAAUAGUAGAAGAAGUUCGUUAGCAAUAUCAGCAUUAUUAAAUGAUGAUAGCGUAGAUCCUAUUACUAGUACUCGUUUGACACCUGAAGAAAAAAGAGAAAAUAGAAAGACCUGGCCAGGUUUUCUUACUGAAGAUGCACCAAAAGCAAAACGAAAACGAAUAUCUACACAACAAUUUAAUCGAUUGAUGGCCAUCUUUCAACAAACUGAUACCCCAAGUUCAGAAGUUAGAGAACAUCUUGCUGAAGAACUUGAUAUGACAAAACGCGAAGUACAGGUUUGGUUCCAAAAUCGUCGAGCUAAAGCAAGUCGAGCUAGAGCAGCUGCAGCCGCCAUAUCGAAUGCCAAUCAUAAUAAUGAUCAUCAUAUCGUGAAUAAUAUGACAAUUAGAUAUGAUCAACCUAGUCCAUCAUUCCCUACUUUUCCUCCAUCACCACCUAUACUGCCUGCUAUACAACAACAACAACAACGUCAACCUGUCAUAUCAUAUACUCCUCCACCUCCAAGAAGAGCUUCCUUUGCAUCUAGUCUUCCACCUACUCGACCAUCAUCAUCAUCAUCAAUAUCAUCAUCAUCAUUACAACCCAUUGCUCCGAUGCCUCCACCAUCAACUCAACGUCCAUUGUCAGCCAAUGCAGCCAUCACUCCCAUCUAUCCAACAUCACAUGUUCAAUCUAUUGCACCAAGAAAACAUAGUAUUCAUCAAGGUUUUGAGAAUCUUUCAUUACAACAUCGAGAUCGUCGUCCAGCAAAAAAACGACCAAAAUCUGUUAUUGAACUAUAUAAAAAUCCUCUAUAGAGAUAUCUGUCAAACAAAAAUUCAUAAUAAAAAAAAAAAUUAAUUUGAAGCCUGUGCACGAAUCCAG
Messenger RNA from Halteromyces radiatus, 916 nucleotides. RefSeq lists its product as uncharacterized. Gene Ontology annotation, cellular component: nucleus. The coding region runs from base 25 to 849 and encodes 274 amino acids. Gene Ontology annotation, molecular function: DNA-binding transcription factor activity, RNA polymerase II-specific; sequence-specific double-stranded DNA binding. The record is from RefSeq and is a predicted model, not a curated record. NCBI's taxonomy places the organism in Eukaryota, Fungi, Mucoromycota, Mucoromycetes, Mucorales, Cunninghamellaceae. The transcript has 2 exons. Gene Ontology annotation, biological process: regulation of transcription by RNA polymerase II.